CCAGAGAUCCGCGAAAAAAUAAGACCGUACCAAUGUGGAGUGUCCGGAAAUAAAGCCAAAGUAUGUUGUCCGUUAACACCCAUCACUAUUGAUCAAUCUGGAGAUUUCGAGACCUUCCAAUUCCCUGAGGUGUCCAACCACAAGAACAUCAAUCUGUUGCCAAGGAACUGUGGACAAUUGGGCAUCGGUAAUAAGAUAGCGAAUGGGGACGAAACGGAUUUGUUUGAGUUCCCAUGGAUGGCACUUUUAUCGUACCAGACCGAAAACGGACCAAAGUUUCGCUGCGGUGGUACCAUCAUCAACGAAAACUACAUACUCACGGCAGCCCACUGCGUCGUCAAUAUCGAAAAAUCGGGACUCAAACUAAUUGGAGUCCGUGUUGGUGAGCACGACCUUCGUACUACGAAAGACUGUCGAACAGAAUACGGAAGAGAAACUUGUUCUCCUCCAGUCCAAGACCUAGCAAUUGAAAAAGUCAUCCCCCACCGGAGAUUCGACAGCAGGACCGUCCGCAAUGAUAUAGCCCUCAUUCGAGUUUCCAAAAUCGAUCUAGACCAAGUAAACACCAAACCUGUGUGUCUGCCCCUGGAAAACACCGGUAACUUCAAUUACACCAUCAAAAAGGUGACUGUGACUGGUUGGGGCAAGACCGAAAGACGUGUACCAAGUCCUGUUCUUCUUAAGGCAAAACUUGAAGUUUCUCCUCGAAAAGAAUGCCAAGAAAAAUACAAACGUUACCAAAUACAGGAAACCCAGCUGUGUGUUGGUGGGCAAGGGGGCCCGAAUGCCGCCGACUCGUGUAACGGCGAUAGCGGGGGCCCUUUGCACUCCGUGGAGGAUCUUCACGAAGCGCCUAGAUACAUCCAACAGGGAAUAGUUUCCUUCGGGCCGGUCGACUGCGGAAAAGUUGCCAUUCCGGGGGUCUACACCAGAGUGGCCUUCUACCUGGACUGGAUCCUGGACCAACUCAAACCUUAACAAAUACUGGAAAAUAAACUCUAA
This is a messenger RNA of Zophobas morio, 1002 nucleotides long. Its product is annotated as serine protease grass-like. Gene Ontology annotation, biological process: proteolysis. The record is from RefSeq and is a predicted model, not a curated record. The annotation marks the transcript as partial. Gene Ontology annotation, molecular function: serine-type endopeptidase activity. Lineage: Eukaryota; Metazoa; Arthropoda; Insecta; Coleoptera; Tenebrionidae. The transcript is spliced from 4 exons.